AUGCCAAAUGAACGACGUCAAACUAAUUUAUUACGAAUGGAUAUUGACAGUGUGUUAAAACCAUUUGAUGAUGAACGAAAGUAUUUAGAAAAGCUCCGUCAAUCAACAACAGUCGAAUCAAUUCUUCUUCAUUUAUUUGAUUUAUUACAAAUUGAAGAUUAUCAUUUAUUAUUUUCAACAAUAAAUUUUCAAACAAUCGAUAUAAAAUGGUUAGAAACUUUUAGUCGUAUAUGUAUGCAACGUUAUUUAGAAUUUGAUGAUAUAUGUUUUUCUUCUAAAACAUUACAAAUAAAUCUUGAAAAUAAAAAUGAUACAAAAUCUAUCAUAGAAAAUUAUACAAAUUUUUUAAUUGAAAAUUUAAAAAGACGUUUUACAUUAAAAUAUUUUUGUGCGAUUAUAAUUGAAUUAGAACAAUUAAGUUAUUUUAAAUUUGAACAAAUAUCAAAACAAUUAAAUGAAAAUAAUCAUAUUAUACAUGAUAUUUUCUUAUUAUUUAAUACAGAUAAUGAUGAUAAAGAUGAUAGUAUUAUACAUAUAAGUUCAACACCAGCACAAACAAUAAAUCGUCCAAAAUAUAUUAAUUAUAAACCUUUACAUAUGGUUUAUUUACAUGAAAAUCUUCUUAUUAAAAAUGAUCUUGAUUUACGUUUACCAUUAAAAGGUAUAACAAAUACAUUUAUAGCUGAUUUAAUACAUACAAAAACAAUAAAUAUACUUGAUGAAAUAACGGGUAAAACAUAUGAUAUACCAACAAAAUGGCUUUAUUUUGCUAAACCAUGUGAAUCAAAUGUUAUAUUACCAUUAAAAUUACGUGUACUUAUAUUUGAUUCACAAACAGGUUGCCGUCGUUAUGGUUUAAUUGGUGAAGAACCAGGAAAAAAUAAUGAUUAUCGUUGUUUAAUUUUUUUUACUGAUGAUAAAACAAAUAUGUCAGCUAAUUAUCAUCCAUCAUCACAUAUACAUAUAUGUCUUGAUCAAACAUUUUUAACACAUACACAUGAAUGUCAAAAUGAUUUUCUUGAAAGAUAUUUUGCAUCAUAUCCUGAACGUAUGAUGUUAAGAGCUAAAGAAGGUUCACUUGUUAAAGUACGAAAUAUAUUUACAAAUUUUAAUCAUAAUUUAUUUAUACAUGCACUUGUUAUACAAAUUGAUGGUUCAAUGAUGCAAAUUGAAUUAAGUCAUAGUAAACAACGUAUAUGGCUUUAUCGUGGUUCACCAUUACUUGAUCAAAUGCAUAAUUAUUAUUCAACACAAAAUAAAGCAACUAGUAAUGGUUUUGCUCGUCGUACAGCUAGACAACAUUUAUCAGCUAGACGAACAAAUGCACCGGAAAUUAUUUGUCUUAAUGAUCAAACAACAAUGCAAUCAGCACCAACAACAAUAUCGACAACAACAACAGCAAUAAAUAAAGGAAAAUUUAUUCGAACAGCUGAACAAGCUAUUGAUGAUAUAGAUGAAACGAGAUCUAUAAAACGACCGCGAAUAUCUAGUGAACAAGAUCUUCGAAAACCUUCCUCAUUUCAAUCAACCGCAUCGAUUCCAACUGGUUUACGAACACUACGACCACGUCAAUCAAAUAAUUCAACAUCUAAUACAUUACUAUCAUCAUCGUCAUCAUCAUCUUUACCUAAUGAUCAUUCCUCUUCCAUAAAUCUUCAUCGUCAAUCAUCUUCAUCAUCAAUUUCAUCAAAUCAUGGUACUACAACAACAAUGCAAUUACGUUCAAGUCACACAAAUAUAAAUGCAAAAGUAGUAAUUAAUCCAUUAUUUCUUGAAUUAGCUGAAAAAUUUCUUCUUCAUUAUUCAUAUGAAUUUCAUCCACAUAAUUGUUCACAUAAAUGUGUUGUUUAUGCUGAAAAACAUUUUCAUCAAUUACCACGAACAAUGAAUCCAUUUUUAAAACCAUUUGCAUGUCAUUGGACAAUGCUUGAUAAUUUACGAGUUCGAAAAGUUGGUGAUGUUCGUCUUAAAGUAACACGUUCAGCAUUUAUCUAUUGUGCACCAUGUGGUAGAAAACUUUCAAGUCAAACUCAAGUUGAUAAUUAUCUUCAUGAAACAAAAUCAAAAUUAACAAUUGAAUUAUUUGUAUAUGAUAGUAAAGUUAAUGUUAAACAACAUUAUUGUCCAGAUGGUAAAAUAAUUAAUUCAGAUAUAUCAAGUGGACAAGAAAAUGUUCCAAUAUCAGUUGUAAAUGAAGUUGAUAAAGAACCAGGAAAAAUUGAAGAACCAAGUGCAUUUACAUAUCGUGUUGAACGAACACCUGUUGCAGGUGUUAAUAUGGUGACAAAUGAACCAACAAUGACAUGUUGUACUUGUACAGAUGGAUGUAGAAAUAGAGUGCAAUGUGCUUGUUGGUUGCGUACGUUGAAAUAUGCUGAAUUAAUUGGUGAUGAACGUGUUAAAGCAAUGAAAGCUAAACAUAAGAGUCAAUCAGAAAUUCUACAUCAACUUGGUUAUCGUUUUCGACGUUUACAUAAAAAUGUUCCUGGAGGUAUUUAUGAAUGUAAUAGUAGAUGUGCAUGUAAUAAACAAACAUGUUCAAAUCGUAUUGUACAAAAUGGUAUUAUUGCACAACUUCAAUUAUUUAAAACUGUUGGACGUGGUUGGGGUGUACGAACAUUACAUGAUCUUCCAAUAGGUACAUUUAUUAGUGUUUAUUCAGGUGAAAUUUUUACUAGUGAACAAGCUGAUGAACGAGGAAAAUUACUUGGUGAUGAAUAUCAAGCAGAUUUAGAUUUUUUUGAAAAUAUUAAUAAUGAUUCCGAAGAAGAACAGAAUGGUGGCAAUUUAGAACAGGAUGAUGAAGAAGAAGACAGAAGUGAUACAUCUCCGUCUAGUACUGAAUCAGCUAGUACACGUCUUCGAAAUGCUAGUCUUCAAUCACGUGCACGUGAAUUAUUAAAAAAAGAUGGAAAAAAAUCAUCGAAAACAAUAUGUGAAGAUAAUGAUAAUAAUUCAACAUUAAAUCGUACAUUAUUACCUGAUUAUGAUGGUGUUGUAUAUACACUUGAUGCUAAAUUAGUUGGUAAUAUAGGACGAUAUUUUAAUCAUUCAUGUUCACCAAAUAUAGCUGUACAAAAUGUUUUUGUUGAUACACAUGAUAUACAUUUUCCAUGGAUAGGAUUUUUUGCUACAAAAACAAUUCGAUCAGGCACAGAAUUAUGUUGGGAUUAUAAUUAUACAGUCGGUGAAAUAGCUGGUCGUCGAAUGGAUUGUCAUUGUGGUUCAGCUGAAUGUCGUCGUCGAGUUCUCUAG
This is a messenger RNA of Rotaria sp. Silwood1, 3255 nucleotides long. NCBI's taxonomy places the organism in Eukaryota, Metazoa, Rotifera, Eurotatoria, Philodinida, Philodinidae. The record is from the annotation of a GenBank genome assembly.